This is a messenger RNA of Meyerozyma guilliermondii ATCC 6260, 1143 nucleotides long. RefSeq lists its product as uncharacterized. Gene Ontology annotation, molecular function: nitric oxide dioxygenase [NAD(P)H] activity; oxygen binding; heme binding. Gene Ontology annotation, biological process: cellular response to nitrosative stress; nitric oxide catabolic process. The record is from RefSeq and is a predicted model, not a curated record. The transcript has a single exon. Gene Ontology annotation, cellular component: intracellular anatomical structure. Lineage: Eukaryota; Fungi; Ascomycota; Pichiomycetes; Serinales; Debaryomycetaceae. The coding region runs from base 1 to 1143 and encodes 380 amino acids.
AUGAUCCCGAUGCAUGCCAUGGGAGUACAAGACCCAAACGCCUUGAAUGUUAGGCAAGCUCGAGGCAGACUUUCCAACCUCAAUCCCAUGAGAACCAAGCCACGUCGAGAAGUUUCGCUGAUGGUGGCACCUGUGAUGCCCGCAAGCCUGCCAUCGAUGCCAUUUUCUUCUUCGGAUCAAAACUAUAACCUUGUAAGGAUCGAAACCGAGAGAUCAAUUGACUCGCAUUUUUCACUCCAGCUGCAAUUCCGAGUAAGUCUUACGCUCAGCAAACGGGAGAUCGAGUUGAUCCGGUACUCGUGGCACGAGAUGCUCAUGGACCAGCCGGGGGUGACGAAAAAAGCAAAGCCAACGAAUAUUCCGGGAGCAUUUCCAGUAUUUGGAAAGGCAAGUAAUUCUGGAAAUAGUUCUGGAACUUCUGGAAACGGAAACAAUUCUGGAAAUGGAAAUGGAACCUCGGGAAUGCCUGGAGUCACAAGAACAAGUGCAGCGAGAGUGGCUUCGUCACUCUUUUGUCGUCAACUUUAUGCGAAUCUUUUAAGCAUGGAUCCCAAUCUCGAGAGCUUAUUUCCGCUGAUUCGGCACCAGGCAGUGGCAUUUUCUGGCGUGCUCUCGUUUGCGGUUUCCCAGCUUGAAAAUCUCUCCACUUUGGACGACUAUUUGAUGUCAUUGGGCAAACGGCACUCACGUAUUUUGGGUAUUGAGCCCGCCAGCUUCGAGCUCAUGGGUGAAGCUUUGGUACAGACGUUCCACGAGCGGUUUGGAAACAGGUUUUCUCAUGAACUCGAAAUCUUGUGGAUUAAAGUGUACCUUUAUUUGGCCAAUUCGAUUCUUCAAUUUGGAAUCGAUCCAGUAUUAAGAUUAAACGAUGAUAGCAAUGCCUCGGUGUUUUCCUCAAACCAGGUGUACCAGCUGCUGCUCUACAACACAACCAGCAACUCCACCAGCAACAAUAAUAGUAAUUUUGAAACUUCUAGUGUUUUUGAAGGAAAACGAGGAAGUGUGUCUACGGCCGUAACCUCGGCGCAAGAUUCUGCCAUGGGAUCUGUGGAUGCCGCAAGGAAACCUUCGGUGUCAGCAGCACCAAAAAAGUCGGUUCGGGCCAGUAUAAAGAAGAAAAAAGACAACUGUGUUGUUAUGUAG